GGCCAGCUGCGGCCAGGUGAGGGUCGACGACGUGGAGGGCCCGGACCUGAGGCUCCUGGUGGCCUACACGUAUACCCUGCAGGCCCCCCAGCUGCCAGACACGGCCCCCCAGCUGCUGGCGGCGGCCGAGAAAUACGGCUUGUCGGCCCUGAAGGCUGCCUGCGAGCGGCAGCUGAUAUCGCAGUUGGCCGUGGAGACCGCAGCGGCGACGGCCGUCAGGGCAGUGAGGCACUCGUGCCCGGACGCCACGAGGGCUGCCGUCGCCUUCAUAAAGGACCACCUGCAGGUGAUGGCCACGCGGGGCUGGGCGGACGCUGUGCUCGAGUAUCCGCAAGAAGUCAACGAAGUCAUCCGUCUACUCCGUGAGCCACCAGCAGAAGCCAGCUCGCCGACCGCCACAGGGGGCGGGUCCACCCCCAACUCUGACCGUCAACCCCACAGCGGCCACAGCCGGACUCCUGCUGCAGCUGCGCCUCCCACGUCUGCCCGACACACCCCUCCACCUGAGGACGCAGCCGUCUCUCGCUUCCGGAGCCUUCCUGAGGAGAAGCGAGGCGGGAGGCUGAUAAAGGCGGCUAAGAAAGGGGCGGUGAAGGAGGUGCGGCUGUUGCUGGCGCUGUCAGACAGGUAA
This is a messenger RNA of Schistocerca piceifrons (Central American locust), 631 nucleotides long. RefSeq lists its product as uncharacterized. The transcript is spliced from 4 exons. The record is from RefSeq and is a predicted model, not a curated record. The coding region runs from base 290 to 631 and encodes 113 amino acids. NCBI's taxonomy places the organism in Eukaryota, Metazoa, Arthropoda, Insecta, Orthoptera, Acrididae.